AUGACGAUUGCAUUUCCACUUCUUCGUCUACCGUACCUCGUGCUUAUGCCUAUCUUGGAACAAAUGGAAUUUAUGGAAAGAAUUGCACUCUCCAUUCUCUCUAAACGAGCCAGAAUGUUCUUGAAACUUCUCAAAAUGAAGUGUAAGUAUAUCACUUUGAAACUUAAUGGUGACAAAAUCCAGAUGAUAGUGUUUUUUGAAAAUAGUGAAGAACUGAAAGUGGAUAUUUUAAUCUUCGGAUAUCAAGCAGUAAAUUUAAAGCAUGGACAUGAUUACAUCUCACGAUGGCCCUGUACACUAUCUCCAAUGGACUACGUCCUUCCGAUUAUGGACGUCACUCACUGCAAGUCGAUUAAGCAGUUUAUAGUCGUUGAAGCACCGCAACGCGAUAUUUUCCUUGCGAAACUCCCAAGAAUCUUUGCGAAGCUUCCAGAAGUUGAUGAAGUUGUUGCUGAAAAUGGUUACCACAGCUGUUCUGUGGACUCAGAAAAACUUCUAAAAGUUCUGAGAAUUGUUUUGCCACUAUCUUCUGCAGUUACCAUUUUUUAUCACGUUCUGAAACCCGAAGACUUCCAAGAAAUUUUCAAAGGAAAUUUUGACGCCGUGACUUUAACAAAAUAUUGGGACAUUUCAUACUUCGACAUGCCAAAUGACGAUAUGAAGUUUUCUCUUAAUGAUUUGAUGAUGACGAACGUCAGGUCACUCGAGGUUCCUGGUCCAGCCUUCACAUUAGAAAACCUAAACCGCUAUUUCAAGUUGUGGAUGAAGAAAAAAUGUAAUGAUCGACUGGAAUACUUGGAAGUGAAGAUAAGGAGAUGGGUAAAGAGUGAAGUAAUAAAUCUCCUUCUGAAAGGACUCAAGGCUGUUCGAAUUCCCAUUGAAACAAAGAGAGAAUUCCGGGUAUUGGGGAAUAUAAAACAGUUCAUUUCGGAGGUUGCGAAUGAGAUGCUCAAUUGGGAAUUCGACAUAACAAGAGCCGACGGGAGAGAAGCAACAAUCAGAAUUUCAAAUUUCGGAACUGUUUGUUUCUACGUUUGGCCGGAAUCUACUAAUGAUACAACAAACAUUGUGCCGAAUCAGUCUUCAUUUAUGCUGUUAUCUAGUAAAUCACUGAGAACAUCUCCAAUUUAUAUAAUUCUAAUGGCAAUUGCAAUAAUGGAUAUUAUUUCUUCAUUGUAUGAUAUUCAUACAGGAAUUGUGCAGUUUUACAAGGUUAUCAAUGUUUGCUACUCGAAGAAAAGUGAUUAUUAUAUUAUACUGAUCAAUGUGAUAAUGGAAUCCAUUCGUAACUAUACCAGAAGAUGUUCCACAUGGCUAAGUUUCAGUAUUGCUCUCAUCCGAACCCUAGUUAUCAAGUAUCCAAUGGAUCCCAGAUUUGAGAUACUUUCAAAACCCCGUGCUGCUUUUUACGUGAUUUUAGCCACCUUGAUCUUAUGUGCUCCGAUUAAUAUGCUGGAUGUAUACAAACAUGACAUAGACGUGUACAAAGAAGAGUACAAGUGUACUCAGUACCCGAGUAGUAACAUAUUGUGGUAUGGAAGUGGGAUUUCGUUAUUAUUCCAAGAAAAUAAUCGAAAAAUUCAAAGAAUUUAUCAGGCUGUUGAUGCAACUAUAUCAAAGAUAAUCCCCUGUAUUUUAUUCCCUAUUGUCACUGCCGUGUUGGUUAGAGAAAUACGAAAAGCUAAUACAAAACGACUAAACAUGAAGUCCUCUACUUCGAAUAACUCCAAGAACACAUCGAAACUAGUGUUGUUCCUAACACUGCCAUUCUUCAUUGCAGAACUCCCUCUUGGUGUCGCUUUCGCUAUCAGUCCAUUUAGCAUUUUUCAUGAUGUACGUGGUGUAGCUGGUUUUAUCUUUCUCCGAGAAGACUCUGAAAAUUUCUUUUCAUUCAUUCUAACUGCUACUACUGCGACUCAUAUGAUUAUUUGUGUUCUUAUGUCUUCUCAGUAUCGAGAAGUUGCUUAUUCAGUUAUUCGAUGUGGUUAUGUAUUGGAAGUUGGUCCUGUAAAGAGAUCUGGUAUUAAUUAA
Molecule: messenger RNA, 2031 nt
Organism: Caenorhabditis remanei
Lineage: Eukaryota; Metazoa; Nematoda; Chromadorea; Rhabditida; Rhabditidae
Exons: 5
Coding region: 1-2031 (676 amino acids)
Cellular component (GO): membrane
Molecular function (GO): protein binding; G protein-coupled peptide receptor activity
Source: RefSeq, a predicted model, not a curated record